Molecule: messenger RNA, 637 nt
Organism: Pelagomonas calceolata
Lineage: Eukaryota; Pelagophyceae; Pelagomonadales; Pelagomonadaceae
Source: the annotation of a GenBank genome assembly
GCCCAAAUUCACAACGCCGUCCGUACAUCGGCCUAAACGCCACAACGGCAGCCAAAUAUCGGCGCAAGCAGUACGUCUGCCGACGAAUAGAUCGGUUCGAAGGCUGAGGCCACGCGCUUUCGACGCUGCAGCGCGCUGGCCCUUUAAACCACCAGGCAGCGCCGCACAAAGACGAUGCCCGGCAAAACUUUAAACGAGCGGGAACAGGCCGAGCUCAAGGAGGCCUUUGACUUGUUCGACCACGAGAAGUCCGGUAAAUUAAACAUUCAUGAAUUAAAAGUGUUGAUGCGCGCAUUGGGAUUCCAAGUAAAAAAGCGCGACGUGGUCAAGUGCAUCCACGACAUUGAGCCGCAGAACGAGGGCCACGUCGACUUCUCGCUGUACGCGCAGAUCAUGGCCGAGAAGUAUGCCUUAAGGGACCCGGAAGAGGAGAUCCUGAAGGCGUUCCAGUUGUUCGACCACGACGGCUCCGGGAAAAUUUCCCUCAAAAACAUGCGCCACGUCGCCGCGGAGCUCGGGGAGGACCUCGCGGACGAGGAGCUGCAGGCGAUGAUCGAAGAAUUUGAUAGGGAUCAGGACGGCGAGAUCAGCCAGGAGGAGUUCCUGACGAUCAUGCGGAGCGCCUAAGUUUUUACUG